Messenger RNA from Penicillium expansum, 867 nucleotides. RefSeq lists its product as uncharacterized. Bases 1 to 867 code for a protein of 288 amino acids. The record is from RefSeq and is a predicted model, not a curated record. Gene Ontology annotation, molecular function: ATP:ADP adenylyltransferase activity; ATP binding. The transcript is spliced from 2 exons. NCBI's taxonomy places the organism in Eukaryota, Fungi, Ascomycota, Eurotiomycetes, Eurotiales, Aspergillaceae. Gene Ontology annotation, biological process: nucleotide metabolic process.
AUGGAAGAAUCCCUCAUCCUCUCCAAAUUCGACAACCUCGUCCAAUCUGGCCUCGUUCAAUACGACGACAAACAACAAAUAAUCGAGCACAUUGACGGCGACCUCAAAUUCCAAUUUGUUCUCACUUCUGCUCUCGUUAAAAAGCCCACCCUCACCACCGCCCCAUCCCAACCCGACACUGACACCCAAACACCCGAAAAGCGACCAGGGAGCGACAUAAACACCACUGGAUUCGAACUUGGCGAGCUAGACAGUCAUCUAGUGAUUGUGAACAAGUUCUGCUUUGCGCGACCCCACCUGAUGCUUCUCACAUUUGACGGAUACAAACGACAAUAUGAGGCGCUUGACGAGGCCGAUCUGCGCGAUACAUGGCAGCUGCUGAACUCCACGGAGAGUGACUACGUUGCGUUUUACAACUGCGGCCCGGAUGGCGGAUGCAGUCGGCUGCAUAAACAUCUGCAGGUGAUGCCUUUGCCGGCGAACAGUUUUGCGGCAUUUCUGGAUUCCCCCGGAGAGCCUGAGACCAAGGUUCCAUUUCAGUGGUUUUAUCGACGCUUUGAGGAUGAUGUCACUCCCGCUGCGUUGUUCGAAAUUUACAAAGACCUGCUAGAGGAGGCUACGAAGGUGUCCGGGGACGAUGCAGCGAAUGCACCCCCUGGAGCAGUUUGUCCGCAUAAUGUGAUUUUUACUACGAGAUGGAUAAUUGUGCUACCUAGAACACGAGGCGCGAUUAAUAAGGAGGCUGGGGUGAAUUCAUUGGGAAUGCUCGGGGUGAUUGCUGUGGCUACGAAGAAGGAAAUUGAUACUUGGGUCAAGUUGGGUUUGACGGAAUCCCUGGCAGAGCUGGGAGUGCCCAAGGUGACCUAA